AUGGCCACGAUCCGCGCAGUGGCUGCCGAGGCCCGGAUGAAAAGAUUGCGCCUUGGCAGGGACCCCACAGCUGCGCUCCUUUUCUGGCCGCUACACCGCCUCCGGGUGCCAGUGUGCGGCUUCAGCUUCAACAACCUCUUCCGCUUUGCAGACUGGGAUGGUGAUGGCGACAUGGAUUUGAUCUUUGGUCAUUACAUGAAUACCUCAGACCCCUGGGACAAGCUACAGAUUGAGUUCCACGAGCGCCUUCCUAGUGGCGCCCUCCAAGCAAAGCCCUGGCAUACCGUGGAAUCGACUCCUGAGGCGAUGGAAAGCUGGUGA
This is a messenger RNA of Cladocopium goreaui, 321 nucleotides long. Lineage: Eukaryota; Dinophyceae; Suessiales; Symbiodiniaceae. The record is from the annotation of a GenBank genome assembly.